AGCACAGAUUGAUUAACCGUCCAUUCUGCUAGGUGCUGCCUGGUUGUCUCUUUUCUUCCCUUGAUAUCCCGUGCAUACCCAUACUCUCCCGCUCAUCCCCCUCCCUCCUCCAAUAACCCUCCUAUCCAUUCAUUCCUCGGGUUGUACCGUUCUCGUCACUACGGUAUCGCCAUUCUCUUCAAUUCCUCUUGCGCAUUCUCGAGGACGGGUGUUUGUCCAUUGCAUUCCGUUACUUGUGAUUUGGUGUUGUAAGUUCGUGCAGUACAGUACAGUACACACACGUCUUGGGAUCUAUUGGUUGUGGUGCAGCCGCAUCAACGACGACUGUGUCUACGAACAGCGACAACGAUAUCUGCGAGCUCCCGGUUGUUUUUUUGGUCGUGAGCACUUUGGAGCCCACAAGUCAACCGAAUCCACCUUGCACCCCCCAACACAACCAACACAACCGCUUCAUCGAUUGCGAGGCGAAGGUGAUCUUUCUGCUACUUGGGUAGGUUUUCUCUUCCACUGCUCCCUAUUAUUGCUGCGGGGAAAGGGAAAAAAAAAAGAAAAGAAAAGAAGAGAGGAAGGGAGGGAGAGAGAAGGACCUUGUUAGUGAUGACCAAAGCGGCUUAUAAUUUGUUUUAAUAAAACUAGUUGGAUACGCUGCUUCUCGUGGUAUAGUUCGUUCGCCGCUUCAACUGCUCACCGGUCGGAUCUGUUGCGGGAUUGAAGCAUUUCUUUGGAUAUCUCGCUGGUGGAAUGACUGCAAUAUCCCGGAAAUGACGAUGGACGAAACUGACUCUUCCACUCAACGUUCGAGCAUCUACGUUGCGCCUUUGCGGAUAGAGAAGACACCCAAACCUAAGAGAUCCUCGAGCAGUGCAUCGAGAAGGUCUCGGCCAAAGAGCCAACCGCAUUCACGAAGUCAAUCCGUGGGCACACAUUCACACACUUCCUCUCACCAGCAAAUAACACCUCCCCCAACCCCUAAUACCUCUCAGGAUUCGCUAGCACAAAGCCCUAGGAAGGAGCUGGCAUCACCUUUUCAGCCGUUUCUAAGGGCUUUUUACGAAUUCCAUCCAAACUUCUCGGCGGAUUCAUCCACGGUGACGUUGCCGUUGAACCUGGGGGAUGUGAUCCUCGUGCAUUCGGUUCAUACCAACGGUUGGGCGGAUGGGACCAUGCUUAGCUCCGGGGCCCGGGGCUGGCUACCUACUAACUACUGCGAUGAAUUUGACCCUGAACAGAUUAGGCCCUUGUUGAAGGCUUGCACUGUGCUUUUCGACCAGUUCAGAGGUGGUUCCGCUGGGGGGUUGCGUGCUAGCCAGGUUGCUGUAACAAGUGUGGUUGCUGGCGUCCGGCAUCUUCUAGUGAGUUUGGGGAUUUUUCCGGUUAUAAACGGAUGAAUGGAUUGUCAUCUGGUUACCUACUGACCACUGUUUCAAGGAGACAACCGAAUGUUUGACCCGUGAAGCAUCCAAUGUCAAAUCCAACGAUGGUAUUCGGAGGACCCGGAAGGUCUUGUUGACCGAACUGUCUACUUUGGUCAAGACAGCCAAACGGCUUCCUGGGCAUUCGGAAUACAGUUCAGCCAAAACAGCGACCGAAGAUGUCACUGAUGAGAUGAUUUUAAGAUGUUUCAAGAUUGUGGUGCGGAGUGUGAGAUUUCUCGACAUCUGGAAUCAGCGCCAUGACCUACAGAAUAAUUUUGGUGUGGAGGAAGCCGGGGGUGCUCAAGGGGAGGAUGUAGAUGACCAUGUACCCCCUACACCCCCAGCUGACUCGACCACGCACAGUGUGGCUAGCUCGAGCUCUCUACGUGGAGAUCAGACGCCGGAGGGCAGUGUCGAAGGCCACGAUCAUAGAUCGCGUUCUUCAAGUGUAAGUCACUAUCGAGGUUCACAACUCGGUUCGCCUCCCCAACGACAAGACUCUCACCCAUUACCAUCGACUCCUUAUUCGCAGACACCUCGUGCAGGUAGCCCGUCAUCGCCUAACAAGGAGGGCUUUGGAGGUCAGUUGCAACCUGCGUAUGCGUUGGCUCGCCUCAAUGUUACGCACGAUGUGCUUUUGUCAUAUCUUGGGUCCUAUAUCGGUAGACUUUACCACGAGCCUCGAUUUACUCCACAGCUCCAAAUUACGCAGCAAGAGUCGGUUAAGGCGGCACGUGAGUUGUUAGCAAUUGUGGAGGCAGUGGAAGCAAGAGAUCCCAAAGCAGCGGCUUUAGUAUUCGCAAAAGAGGCCAUGUAUGCCAGAAUAUCGACGUUGAUCUCUGGCGCAAAAGAGGUUGUGUCCGGAUGCGGGAGGUUGGAGGAAGUGGAUGAAGAAGAGGGAAUUAUUAUACCUGACGGUGGGAAGAAAUUGGUUGACGCAGCAACGGGCUGUGUUAGGGGAGCUGGUGAAUGUGUCGCAAAGUCGAAAUUUGUUAUCGAGAAAAUAGGGGAUUUCGAGUUGCGAUUAGGGCCGUCCAAUAUAGGUCUUGGAAUCACGACUACGGAGGGAAAACUAAUUGACGACGCAAUUGGGCUAUCCGCGGCCGCAAAGGCAGAGCUAGAAAGGCAACUGAUGCCCCCUCCACCUACCCCGGAGAAAAUUCCGCCGAGACCUCCCCCAAAAGAAGAUCCACUUGACCAAAAACCACUUCCGACACUUCCUGUUUCGGAGCUUGAAGUUGAGCGUCUCACGGUGGAUACUACCAUGGCCCGAUCGAACAUCACUUUCUCUGCAACCCUUCCUGGCAGUCCGGGUGCAGCUUCACCACGAAGACUAUCUUCUGCAUCUGUCAUUGCUCCUCUUCCUCAACUUAUCCCAUUAUUAACGCAAGAUGAGAAUACCAGUGAAACCGCUCAGAAGCGCGAUAUGGAUUCAAAAACAUUGCUCCAAAAGAGCAUUAGGGCUGACAGCAUUGGGGCUGCCUCAAUAACUACUGCUGAUUAUACGAUUUCUAGCAGCGUACGCGGUUCCGAGAUAAGCAUGACCUCGACUAGGGCAACUACCCCGGAGCCCGCUUCCUCCACUAGUAUUUCUACCCCAUUACUCAAUCUCGAUCUUACUAUGAUGGGAAUCGAAGUCUCUCUUGAGAGUGGAUCAGGAAGUGAGGUUUUGGCGCCCGAGAAGCAGGUUCCUGAAGAUUUGACAUUCAACAAAGACGGUCAGAUUACGGGGGGAACUCUCCCGGCCCUUGUUGAACGACUUACGGUCCAUGAUUCGACCCCCGAUGCUGUUUUCGUCGCUACAUUCUACCUUACUUUCCGCCUUUUUACGACGCCGAAGGAGUUUGCGCAAUCUUUGGUUGACCGUUUCGAUUCCGUGGGAGAUGGUUCUACCGGGGCCGCACCCGUUCGCCUUCGUGUUUAUAACGUUUUCAAGGGUUGGCUUGAGUCGCAUUGGAGGAGGGUGGUUGAUGACGAAGCUUUGGAGAUUAUUGUUUCAUUCGCGGGAGGUAAAUUGAAGGCCAUCUUACCGACAGCGGGGAAACGCCUUGAGGAGCUGGCAGAGAAAGUAUCUUCAACCGAUGGUCCCCUCGUACCCCGCCUGGUUUCUGGUAUCGGGAAGGCUAGUACAGCUACUACCCAAUAUACCCUCCCGGAGACUCCUGUCCAAACCCCUGCUGUCACCAGGAACCAGCUCUCGCUUCUCCGGAGUGCCCUCACUGGCGGACCCAACCCAACCGUACUCGAUUUCGAUCCUUCGGAACUCGCAAGGCAGUUGACUCUGAAGGAAUCUAAGAUGUUUUGCUCUAUUCUUCCGGAAGAGCUUUUGGCUCAGGAGUGGACAAAGAAGAGGGGAUCAUUGGCUGCUAACGUUCUUGCUAUGUCUUCUUUAUCGACGGACCUCGCCAAUCUUGUCGCUGAGACUAUUCUGGAUGCCACUGAUCCCAAGCGCAGAGCCGUCCUCAUUAAGCAUUGGAUCAAGGUUGCCGAUCGUUGCUUGGAGUUGAACAACUAUGACUCCCUAAUGGCCAUCAUGUGCACCUUGAACACAUCGACUAUCGGGCGUCUUAAGAGAACAUGGGAACUGGUCUCGUACAAGACUAAAUUGGUUCUUGAUCACCUCCGGGCAGUCAUUGAUGUCUCAAAAAACCACGCUGUUCUCCGUGCAAGGCUACGCGGCCAUGUUCCGCCGUGUUUGCCUUUCCUGGGAACAUACUUGACCGAUGUAAGUUUGUCAAUCAAUCAUGCUCUGUCCUUACUAACACCUUUUCCCUUAGUUGACCUUCAUCGAUGUCGGGAAUCCGUCAAAGCGGCCUGUUUCUGAGGGCUCGACCAAACAACUCAUUAAUUUUGACAAGCACGUCAAAACUGCCCGUAUCAUCUCCGAGCUCCAGCGAUUCCAAAUUCCUUACAGGAUUGCCGAGGUGCCUGAGAUGCAAGAGUGGAUCGAUGCACAGAUCGACAGAGUGCAUAACUCAAAAACGGCAGACGUUCAACAUCUCUACCGCCGCUCCCUCCUCCUCGAACCCCGGGAGACUCAGCCAAGACCCGCGCCUGUUGAGCCUUCCACAUCCGCCGCUGUUGCACCGAAGGAAUCCCAGAAGAUCGAUUUGUUUAGUUGGGCACAUGCCUUCAAGGUACCUACAUCUACGACCUGAGGAAUAUUAUGUUUGUAAAGUUUCUCAUCUACGCCCACCGUUACUCGAUUGUUGGAGCUGGUGUUGGCCGGCCUUUUGAUUUUGGGCAGCUAGCUUGCUCUAGAUGCUUACUGAUGUCCGUGUUUUCUGUGCCGGGUUCGCGGCGUUUUACAUACUCUUGCUUUCGACAUGUUUAUAGGAUUCGAUUCGGGUUCAACUUUUCAGCUUCAUUUUCUGUUCUCUCUGUAUCAUCAUCCUUUGCUUGGUUGUCUGAUUUUUCUGUGCUUCAUGGCGUUUACGAGUUUCAUUUGGCAUUACAGUGUCUGGGGGUUCUUUUCUUUGGGCGGAAUGGAGCGACGCAUUGGGCUUUCUACUAUUCUACAUUUUUACUCACCGUUUUUCGAUUCCCCGAUAUGCUGCCGAAGUGGCUCCGUCCAACAGCGUGCGUAUCUGUUUCCUUCAGAGGCUUAUUUUUUCCAGCCUCGAGACCCCGAUUGUGAUACCGUUGCCUUCCUCUUCUUGCCCAAUCCGUUGCCCACCCACCUUGGUCUCCUUUCCCUGUAUGUAUACCUUGGUCCACAGUUCCUAGCCCGCCAGUUUCGCUCAUAUUCACUCGCUGAGUACGGACCUAGGGAAUUCGGUGUUUCCCUUUUCACCUUUUCAACACCCGGAUGAUUCUUCUAGUUUCUUGUACCCUUUGUUUUCGCUGUAUGAUUUUUCUUUUCUUUUUUUCCUCUGGAUGGUUGGAACUGGAUGGGAUUUCUCACAAAAAUAAAAACAUCGGAGAGGGAAAGAUUGGCUCUCGCCUACUUCUAAAGGAUGGGAAAAGGGAAGAAAACAAUGUAACCAUGUAUUUCGCUAUUUGCGCUUUCCUAUAUACUACUUCACUUUCUUGUCUCGUCUUGUGUGUAGCAAUAUUAGGGGUGUUUUUUCUUUCUUUCCUAUUCGAAUUUGCGAAGCGGAGUACCGCAUGCUGUGUUUUGUAUGGAAAAGGUUGCAUAAGAGAUAUGAUAGUGUAGUUUAGGGAGUCGAAAAUGGAUGGGAAUGAGAACAUGUUUUUUCUUCAGGGGUUUAUCAUAUGUCGGUUGAUCGAAAGUCAAGAUUUUCUUGGAUGCCCUGAUGUGGUUCUGCGAUGGUGACUGGUGAUGGCGGAAUCUGGCGUGGGUGGUCGACUGCUCCCGAGUUUUCUCGGGUAUGAGAGAGGUGGGAUGGCGUGUUGGCCGAACUAUGGCACAAAAGGAGGGCCUUUCAUCUGGCACCAACACUAAAUUUAGUGAAGACCGGUCGUUUUCAAAGUGACGGGCCCAAUACUGCGUUGCUGGGUGGCGAUUGGAAUUUUGGCGUGAGUCAGGAGUCACUUUUCGUUCAGCACUCUAAGAGCCUCAAUCAGCUCGUGUGAAGGUGGCUUAAAAUUCUGUACGGGGCACCGUAUCGGAGGGUAUGAUAAAUUUAGCAUACAAGGCAAAUACCUACCCCCACUUAGCCAACACUUUCUCCACUCCUUUACAAAUUUUCAAGAGUUCUGUAAUGUUUCUUUUACGCUGCCCACGGGCUUGAUUGUGCAUCGUGUGGUUUCCACAGAUCCUCAUGGGCAUUGGUGUUGCCACGGUCACCGAAACGCUGUAUCCGGUAGACUACUUUGUGAUAAUUCAAUUCACUGCACGACUUCUUCCCUGAGAUAGAAGGAAACCAGAUCCGUUUGAUGUGCUCGAGUAUUGUCGACUGCCACUCGAGCGACGCAUCAUAUCCCGCACAUGUGACGCACCCGAAACUGCAAAAUACAUUUCAGUAACCGGUUCCAUUGCUGGUAGUGAUCUGAAUCGUGAUCUUCAGGGCUUGGGUUCCUUGCAUUAUGUACGAUAGGCGGUAUCAUAUCCGAAAAUGAUUGGAAG
Tuber aestivum (summer truffle) is the source of this 6444-nucleotide messenger RNA. The record is from the annotation of a GenBank genome assembly. Lineage: Eukaryota; Fungi; Ascomycota; Pezizomycetes; Pezizales; Tuberaceae.